CGCAGGGAAAUCUGGUCCUAGGGAAGCAGAACCAUGUCUGGGAGUUGCAUAAGCUUUGCUGUCUACCUCUUCUUCUUCAUCAACUUGAUUCUUCGCACAUUGGCUUCUGUUGUCUCUGUUGGUGACUUUAAUAAGGACUUCUACAUCACAUGGGCUCCUGAUCAUUUGAAUACCUCUACUGAUGGACGCGAAAGAAGCUUAAGACUCGACCAGCAAUCUGGCUCAGCGUUUGCAUCAAACGCCAUGUUCUUGUUCGGGCAGAUUGACAUGCAGAUAAAAUUGAUUCCCGGACAUUCUGCCGGCACCGUCGUCGCGUAUUAUUUGACAUCUGCUCAGCCUAACAGGGAUGAGCUCGAUUUUGAAUUCUUGGGCAAUGUGAGUGGGCAGCCCUACAUCCUUCAAACGAAUGUUUAUGCCGAUGGAUUUGGUAACAGGGAGGAGAGGAUGUACCUGUGGUUUGAUCCAACAGCAGAUUUUCAUACAUACUCUGUCCUCUGGAAUCUUCAUCAAAUUGUGUUUAUGGUGGACUGGGUGCCCAUCAGAGUGUAUAGAAACCAUGCAGACAAGGGCGUUCCCUACCCAAGGUGGCAGCCAAUGGGGCUCAAGGCCAGCCUAUGGAACGGCGACAGUUGGGCGACACGCGGCGGCCAAGACAAGGUGGACUGGACCAAGGGCCCCUUCAUUGCAUCCUUCAGGAACUAUAAGAUAGACGCCUGCGUUUGGAGAGGCAACCCAAGGUUUUGCAGGGGUGCAAGCACAAGUAAUUGGUGGAACAAGCCUGCGUAUAGGACGCUGACACCUAGGCAGAGUCGCUUGCUGAGGUGGGCAAGGAAAUACCAUCUCAUCUACGACUACUGUGCUGACAAACAAAGAUUCAAAAACAACAUGCCCAAAGAGUGCACCUUUCCAAAGUUCUAAUUCCUGUUUGUCAAAGGUUGCAAGUUGUCCGGAUUUGGUUUGAGGCGUUUAUAACUUUUAGUUUAAUGUAUCCAAUACCAUUUCCCUUUAUACGUAUAUAUAGU
This is a messenger RNA of Nymphaea colorata (pocket water lily), 1022 nucleotides long. Its product is annotated as probable xyloglucan endotransglucosylase/hydrolase protein 10. Bases 34 to 918 code for a protein of 294 amino acids. The transcript is spliced from 4 exons. The record is from RefSeq and is a predicted model, not a curated record. Gene Ontology annotation, biological process: cell wall biogenesis; xyloglucan metabolic process. NCBI's taxonomy places the organism in Eukaryota, Viridiplantae, Streptophyta, Magnoliopsida, Nymphaeales, Nymphaeaceae. Gene Ontology annotation, molecular function: hydrolase activity, hydrolyzing O-glycosyl compounds; xyloglucan:xyloglucosyl transferase activity. Gene Ontology annotation, cellular component: cell wall; apoplast.